UAACUAACUCCCAGAGGGCUCUCGUACAAGUGGGGAUUUCUCCGUCUCUCUCCCUGCCUCUCUCUUAGCACUUUGCAUGAGCACUGAGCAGUUUCCAGGUAUGCUGUUGCCUCGUCUGUGAGGGGAUCAGAGCUUCCCUGGAACGGGAUGGAUCCCCAGAGAGAGACACACGAGAAAAACAACACGGAGCAUCUAAUUGCUGACAGGCGGGAAGGAAUUGGUGUCUGUGGCUGGAUUCUGGUUUCCCUUUCAUUCCUCCUGGUGCUUAUUACCUUUCCUAUUUCCAUCUGGGCAUGUAUCAAGAUUAUCAGAGAAUAUGAACGUGCUGUCGUAUUUCGACUGGGACGUAUAGUGUCUAAGAAAGCAAAGGGACCAGGUCUGGUCCUCAUACUUCCAUGUACAGAUACGUUUGUCAAAGUCGAUCUUAGAACAGUUACCUGUAACAUUCCUCCACAAGAGAUUCUCACGAAAGAUGCCGUUACCACCCAAGUGGAUGGGGUGGUGUACUACAGGAUCCACAGUGCUGUCAGCGCCGUUGCUAACGUCACCGAUGUCCACCCAGCCACCCUCCUCUUGGCACAGACAACCCUGAGAAAUGUGCUGGGCACACAGAGCUUGGCUCAGCUCCUGGCAGGUCGUGAGGAGAUUGCACACAGUAUCCAGGUUAUCCUCGACAGUGCCACGGAGCAGUGGGGAAUCAAAGUGGCCCGAGUGGAGAUCAAAGAUGUCAGGAUUCCUGUGGCCAUGCAGAGGGCAAUGGCAGCUGAAGCAGAGGCUGCUCGAGAGGCAAGAGCUAAGGUUGUGGCAGCAGAGGGAGAAAUGAAUGCUUCUAAAGCCCUCAAGCAGGCCUCCAUGGUGCUGGCUGAGUCUCCAGCAGGUCUUCAGCUGCGCUACCUACAAACAUUAACAACCCUGGCAACAGAGAAUAAUUCCACCAUUGUCUUUCCUCUCCCUAUAGAUAUGCUUGAGAUUUUGGGGCAGAAAAACAGAGGGGGAUAGAGAUUGUUCAGUUCUAGAUCCUUGGGCAGAGAGAUUUAAAGGAACCAAGAAGUUCCACAAUACCAGCAUUAAGACUGAAGCUUGUUUGUGUCCUCUGUACCAAAAAUAAGAGUAAAAAUAGUUUAGUAACCACACAUAGCUCCCACAUUAGGAGACUGCAUUUGCAAAAUUCAAGCACUAAGCAGUUUUAGCUUAGACUCAUCUUCCAGCAAAAUGGAAGAAAAUAUGUAAAAUGUAAGAAAAUAUGUAAAAUGCAUGUUAGACCUAACAUGAAAUGUUAGUGAUGCUUUCACCACGUUUUACAGAGUCUUGAGUGUAUAAAUUAUUUGGUGAUUUGUCUCUUAAGCAAGACCCUCAGCUCUUGAUGUACUCCACAUAGCAAAGGGGUCACAUACUGGUAUUUAACUCAAGGCUUGUGGAAUGGAAAGAAGGAUUUGGCCUCUAACCUUAGAGGCAUUCUUUCAUAACUAUUAGCAGAAUUACUGGAUAAUUGGUAUGUCGGUGGAACAGCCUAUUAUUUGUCAUAUAUGAGUAGAAAUUAGCACUUGCUUUACUGACUUCAUCUGGAUUUUGCCAGGUCACUGACAUUUCUAUAAGCUCUGUAAUAAAAGGAAGAUAACAUAUGUCCAGGCAUUACAGUCACAUUUCCUAAAUCUGAAAGCCAGAGCCAAACUCUGAGGAAAACAUCUUGUCCUAUGAAAAUUUAAGUGUCUGUCUUGCACCUUCAGGAGGUUUCUUAUCCUCCUUUGCAGACGUCAUGGAGCAGUGGUGCAGGUUUUCAUAAAACAAGCCUUCUCCACCCUUCAUCCGUGCAGUGCCUGGCAGCUGAGUGGGGGACAUUACUGAAAUCUGAGUUCAGCUGUUGUUAUACUUGAGUUUACAGCCUUCAAAAAUAGCUGGGCAGUUCACGGUGCUGGCACACAGUGAUGUGCUGUCUGCUAUGAACCUGAAGGCUGUUGCGGUGUACCUGGUCUGGCAUGGGCUGCUGCAGUCUUGGGUCUUGUCCACACAAUGCUCACUGCUGCCCCUCCUACUCAGUUAGGGUCAUUUGACUCCAAAUUAACCACAUCAGCAGAGACCUAUUACUUAUACUGUUGCUGAUUCAGGCCCUUCUUGUUUUCACUGCAGUGUAAGACAAGCAGUCCAGGUGGCAAAUUUUUGCGUCUGUAAGUUCCAAAUGUUUAUCCUUAAGAGAAGCAUAAGUUGUUUGCUUGGAAAGACUUAAGUCACGGUAGAAAAUUACCAUGCAAGGCUCUUAAAGCAAAUGUAAAGUACAAGAGCAGUAUCACAGCAUGAACACAGGUCAAAAAAAGCUUUGGCCGGUUCUUAAGGUUCAUGGUUUGGUGUUUGUUGUUUUGCUUGUUUGGUUGUUUGGUUUGGGUUUUGUUUUUGUUUGUUUGUUUUAUUAUUAUUAUUUUUAUUUUGGGGGUUUUUGUUUGUUUGUUUUGUAUUGUUAGGGGUUUUGUUUGUUUGUUUGUUUUUCCCCAACAGUGCGACAUCAACUAUGCAACUGGUUUUGAAGGUGAAAGCCUUACUAGUGAUUUGACAAAGAUCACUAACAAAAUACAUUAUUUACCAUAUAAGAUCACUACAAAGGUAUCUGCAUUUACAAUGAAUUUUGGAAGAUGCAAGUUUUCAUAUCCUAGAUGCAUGGACAGUGUAACAAUUUUGUGUUUCUGGACACUUGCAGAGGAUGGGUAGGCUAAUAUAUGCAACUGGAAAUUCAGAUUAGGCAUUAAGAUUUUUUUUUUCACUGUGGCAGUGAUUAAGUACUGAAACAGGUUACACAGAGAUACCGUGGGAUCGCCAUCCUUGGAGGUACUCAAGACUCAGCUGGACAUGGCCCUGCGCAACCUGAUCUAACUAGACCUCUUCUAAACAGGGGUUGGACUAGACCACAUCUGGAAGUCCCUUCAAAACCAAAUUAUGAUUCUAUGGCUCUAUGGUCUUUGCCAACAAAAGGCAUAAAUUUUUACCAAGCUGUGGCUGAUGCACUCUGCCCUCCCGUUCCCUGAGAGCAACAGAAACUUCCAGGCUGAUGGACCAUUAUGGUGAUGCAUACGCCCCUUGGUUGACAGACAGGGCCUUUGGCCAAUGAGACACCUUGGUUGAGAGAAGUUUCUGGAUAACUACCAUAAGUGGCCCCAGCUCAGAUUCAACUAGGGUAUAAAUGGAGCCCAGUAGAAACCCUUUUGAGUUGGUCUUCUUGGAGUAGGAGUAUGGAGUGGAAGAUUUAGCCUGGCCACCUGAGGAGCAUUCUUUAGAGGCUGAGACACCUUAUUGACCUGGUAAAUGAUCUGGAUACCAUUGAGAGUCCUCACUUUGACACAGAACAUGCACGUUUUUGAACUCUAGAGUUUUGGGAUCUGAUCCCCUUGUGUUUGAGUCGGUUGUUUAGUAACUGAAAUCCCAACCAGUAUCUGGACCUGUGUUGUAUAACGUUACUGGAGUGCUGAACAAUUUUUAAUAAACCCUGUUUGUAGUUGUUUCCUGUUAGA
Columba livia (rock pigeon) is the source of this 3497-nucleotide messenger RNA. It is a transcript of the gene STOML3, whose product is annotated as stomatin like 3. Gene Ontology annotation, cellular component: plasma membrane. Lineage: Eukaryota; Metazoa; Chordata; Aves; Columbiformes; Columbidae. The coding region runs from base 148 to 999 and encodes 283 amino acids. The record is from RefSeq and is a predicted model, not a curated record. The transcript is spliced from 7 exons.